This is a messenger RNA of Ahaetulla prasina, 4134 nucleotides long. It is a transcript of the gene KLC3, whose product is annotated as kinesin light chain 3. The transcript is spliced from 12 exons. The record is from RefSeq and is a predicted model, not a curated record. Lineage: Eukaryota; Metazoa; Chordata; Lepidosauria; Squamata; Colubridae. Gene Ontology annotation, cellular component: cytoplasm; membrane-bounded organelle; kinesin complex. The coding region runs from base 2253 to 3779 and encodes 508 amino acids. Gene Ontology annotation, molecular function: kinesin binding. Gene Ontology annotation, biological process: axo-dendritic transport.
AGCGGCGGGCCAGGAUUUGUCCGGGAGAAUCCUGCCGCGUCUUCCUCGCUGCCGGAGCUGCGGCUCGCAGAGUUCCCGGUUCCGAAGCCGCCAGCGCUGGAGGAGCUCUCCGCUUCCCCUAGGCGAAGGGGAUGUCCGGGGGAGCUUGGAGAGGGGAGAGAGGACGGAUCCGCAAGACUGUUCAAGGGGCCCCUUAGGGAGCGACCCAGUCCCAGACCUCAGUCCCGUCUCUUGGCAGAGCUGGGGCUCCGACGCAGCGGGAUCGGGCCGGCCUGUUUUCCCUCCGAGUCGCUUUUGAGUGCGGAGAGGCGCGAGGAGAGCCAGACUGAGCUCCAGUCGGCACUGAACCCGUUUGCUUACCGGGGUCUCCCACGCGGAAGCGUGGCGGGUCCCGCCGAGGAGAAGCCAGCCGCAGUGAAGAGCUAGGAGGCGCUUGCGUGUGAUGGACUUACAAGUGGGGAGGGGAGUAAGGAGCUUUACACAGAAUAUCUAGUUUUGUGUAAAAUAUUUACUCUGCCACAGAAGAGGAUUGCAAUGAAAGUUAUCUUUUCACUGGCUCAGAAGAUGCUUCCAGACUUGUGAAUGGGAAUGCACGGAUUGUGGCAGCAGAAAAGAAUAUUUGUAGUUCCAUCUUGAACUUGGGGUGUGUGUGCUCUGGGGGCUCUCUGAGCUUGGCUGUUUCCUUGAACAAGUUUCAUUAUCACAUUAACACUGAAGAUGUUCCCUAGUUGGGUCAUGAAAUGUCUACAAGAAAACAGCCAAGCUCAGAGAGCCCCAAAAGUUAAAGGAGUUUUUACACCAGACCUUGUUCUCAGGGAGAGGCUAUGGGAGGAGGGGGACUCCUGCCUCAGCCCUGGGCCAGUGCUGGGCUGUUUCCAGAGGGGGAGAGGCCCUCUGGAAAGCAUCCACAAACCAACAUCCUUGCCCUGAUGGUUGCAGACAUGGGAAGAGUGCCUCAGUUUGAUGUAACAGAUGUGCAGCUCGACAGAUGUGGCACGAGAGAAAUGCCCUUCUCUUGGACCACGAGUAUUCUCAGGGAGUACUGUGUGAAGCUCUGGUUGCCACACUUCCAAAAUAUGUACAUAUUUUUAUUUUUAUUAUGCGGUGCUAUUAGCUCUGUAAACUGCUUAGAGAGGGCUGGGAAGCAGGAUAUAAGUCUAAGUGCUACUAGAACCUGGCCUUUUGGUGGGAGAGUGAAGUAAGAGCAAAGAGUGCCUUAUACACUGUAAGCCGCCCUGAGUCUUCGGAGAAGGGCGGGGUAUAAAUGUAAACAAAAAAAAAAAAAAGCAGGGGCUUCUUUAAGCAGCAGACUUGCCCAGGAAAUACUGGCAGUGUUUCUGCACAGGUUGGAUUAAGAAUAUGGGCACCCAACGGAGAAACUCUGAAAGGGGUCAGAUCCAUUGAGAAUAAGAAAGCAGCCACCAGGGCCAGAUGGUGCACCAGCCACAUCCACUUUCGGCAGUGCUGAGGGCUCUUCCCUGGGGGUCUCUGAAGUGGCCGGGCAGCCAGUCUGGGCCCAGGACAGCCUCAGAAAGGCCUGCUGGCACUCUUCCCAUGGCGAGGGCAGGGGAGCCUUGAUCCCAGAGGCGAAGUCAGGUGGGUGAGGAUUCUACCUUGGGAGGCGUGUGUGGCUGCAGACAGGCUCGGCCGAGAAGCAUGUUGCUGCCUGCUUUCUGGUGGUGGCAUCCAGCUGGAGAGACUGGUUUGGGAUUCAGCUGUGGAUCCAGCUGGAUGCCUUCCCAAAGGGCUUGGGCCAGAUGGGGUGGACUCCCAGCCCCACCUGGCUGCAAUUGAAGGGCUCCUGCAUUCCCAACAUGGAGUGCGCCGUUUUAUCUGGGGCCAGAAAUUUCACUUUUUUCCUCAUCAACUUGUCUAGCUGAUGUUCCUUCUGAUUAAUAGAUCCUGGGUGAAAAAAGGUCAGGGUUUGAAGACCCGAAAUGCCACUGAGAGUGUGCAAAGGGCUUGGCUAAUCUUCUUGUCUAGGAUUAAAGCAAAGAACUCCAACCUUGACAAGUUUAAGACUUGUGGACUUCAACUCCCAAAAUUUCCUAUCCAGCACUGGCUGGGGAAUUCUGGGAGUUGAAGUCCACAAGUCUUAAAAGUCGCCAAGGUUGGAGACCCCUGGAUUGGAGGACAUGCUGCCAUCCUUGAGAUGAAACGGCCAGAAGGGCUCCUCCUUUGCCUUUUAGAAGACACCCCAGGAGACGCCAGGAGCUCUGAGCCCUCCUUCCUUGGGGCCAACGUGGCCCGCCAUGUCCAUCAUGGUGGGCCUGGAUGACAGCCAAUCAGAGAGGAUGACGGGCGAUGACAUCAUCCUCCAGACGCGCCAGGUGAUGCAGGGCCUGGAAGCCCUGCGCAGCGAGAACUGGAGCAUCCACCACCAGCUGCAGGAGGCUCUGCUGAAGGAGAGAGAGGAGUCCCUGGCAGCUGCUGAUGCCCAGGCCCUGGAGUUCCUGGAGGAGAAGCAGGACCUCAUCUGCCGGAGCCUGGAAGGCAUAGAGCUGGGCAUUGCUGAAGGCCAGAUGCUGAUCGCCCUCUCCUCGCACAUCGGGGCGCUCGAGGCCGAGAAGCAGAAGCUGCGGGCCCAGGUGAGGCGCCUGGGCCAGGAGAACCUCUGGCUGCGGGAGGAGCUGGCCGGCACCCAGCUGCGGCUGCAGCACAGUGCGGAGGCCGUGGCUCAGCUGGAGGAAGAGAACAAGCACCUGCGCUUCCUGAACCAGCUCAAGCACUACGAGCCCCGGGAGGAGCAGGUGGAGACGGAGGAAGGCUUUCUCAGCACGGAUGACGGCCAAAGGCCAGAGGGGCAGAGUCCGGGUGCAGCUGCCUUGGCAGCCCAGCAGGGCGGGUAUGAGAUCCCAGCACGCCUGCGGACACUGCACAACCUAGUGAUCCAGUACGCGUCUCAAGGGCGCUACGAGGUGGCCGUGCCGCUUUGCAAGCAGGCCCUGGAGGACCUGGAGAAGAGCUCUGGGCACAACCACCCGGAUGUUGCCACGAUGCUCAAUAUCCUGGCCCUGGUCUACCGGGACCAGAACAAGUACAAGGAGGCCACGGAGCUGCUCAAUGACGCCCUGGACAUUCGUGAGCAGGCGCUGGGCAUGGAACACCCUUCUGUGGCUGCCACCCUGAACAACUUGUCUGUGCUGUACGGCAAGCGAGGAAAGUACCAAGAUGCCGAGCCUCUGUGCAAGAGAGCCCUGGAGAUCCGAGAGAAGGUGCUGGGCGCCAACCAUCCAGAUGUGGCCAAGCAGCUCAAUAACCUGGCCCUCUUGUGCCAAAACCAGGGCAAGUUCGAAGAGGUGGAGCAGUAUUACCAGCGGGCCCUUUGCAUCUACCAGACCCAGCUGGGCCCCAAUGACGGCAACGUGGCCAAGACCAAGAAUAACCUGGCCUCGUGUUUCGUGAAACAGGGGAAGUUCCAGCAGGCUGAGCAGUUGUACAAAGAGAUCCUGUCCCUGCAGGACCAGGAGCUGAGCGCCCCCAGGGGUGAUUAUAGCUGGACAGGAACUGGCAACACCUGGGAAGGGCAGGAGGGGAUGAGACGCAGUAGCUCCUUCUCUCGCUUCCGGGAGUCCCUCAAACGCAGCAGUGAGAAGCUGGUCUCCAAACUCCGGGGCCAAGCAGUGGGGCAGCCCAAGGACACUGCAGCCCCCAGGAUGACGCGAGCCACUUCCCUCAACAUGCUGUAUUUGAACGAGGCUGCAGCGGUCACAGCCCCAAAGCCCACUCGGAACCUGAGCACCAGCAUCCAGGACCUCACGCACCGCACCGCCCACUAGGCCCACCGGCCUUCAAUCUCCCUGGGCCGCCUGUUGGUUGGAGCACUUCACCUGGCACUCCCUGGACUGACCGCUGCAUGCAUUGAAAGUCCUCCUGGGGGGAGGGGUGUGGCAGGCGCCCCUCCCAAUUCACAAAGGACUCUUUCUCAGGAAUGGAGCAGCUGCUGCCAUCCCAAAGCGUCACAAUGGUAGGGGGGGAGGAAGCUUCUCCCCCUCUGGCUAUUGCCUUAAACUCCUUGGGGCAGGAGCAGCAGCCUGCCCCCCCCAUCCCAAUCCCUCUGUGGCUCUUGUGAAGCCAAUCCUUCAUUUAUUUAUGCACCUUAUUUUUCCUUAAAUAAAGUCUGCUGGGAAUGAA